AUGAAGGCCACAGUCAUUGCAACCUUCUUUGGUGUGUUUCUUAUGUGUACAUACGCAGCUAAGGAAGCCACAAAGAAGACGAAAAAGGUGAGGUUAUAUUCUGAUGUACCCCAGAUCGAUUGCGAUGUCAAAGCAGGGAAGAUAAUCAAUCCAGAAUUCAUUGCAAAGUGCCCUCCUGGAUGUCAAGAUGUAAAACACCGUGUUUAUGGCACAGACAUCUAUGCUUCCUUUUCCAGUGUGUGCAAUGCUGCAAUUCACAGUGGUAUUAUUGACAACACAGGUGGGAAGGUCCUCGUCCAGAAAGUCGCCGGCCACUCCGGUUACCACGGGAGCUUCUCCAACGGGGUCCGGUCCCUGUCACUGCCGCGCUGGAGGGAGUCCUUCCUCGUGUCAGAGGGCAAGCCAAGAAAAGGUGUGACAUAUCCAUCAACUCUUGAAUAUGCUUCUUCAAAGAGCACAGCUGUUAAAUCAGAGCCUAAAAAGCCAGAACAAGACCUUAAAGCUACGAAGAGUGCAGAUACCGCUCAUGCAUCCGAAAAAGCAUCAGAACAAGGUGACACCGUCCGCAAAGAGUAUCAGACGUCCCCAGUGCCGACACCAGCUACCCAAAUGGCCACCACAACACCAACACCAACAACCACAACAACGGAUCCUUCCACCACAACGCCAAAGCCAACCACAACACCUGCAACAACCAGAACCACAACAGUUGCAGCUGCAGCCAAGACUCGACCUGGACUGCACAGGGUCAGAGAUAUAGGUUCUAGCAGCAUCCACCCAGCAUACUCAUCUGUGGUAGCUGCAGCAUCAAGACAGGUUCAGGCUGCACAAGGAGGAGGACAGAAUACAGUAUUCAGGGGCACUUCCACCUCUGCAAGUAAAAGGAAUAUUUUACGACCCAAUACAGGUAUCCAGCGCCAAGAGCCCGCUGCCACCUUCCGGAGGGCUGCCGGCUCUCCAGCCCACCUGGCAAUGGAAACAGACAUUUGGAAACCUGGAUUGAGCAUUUUUGACACAGGCUUCAGUUCACAGGACGAAUUGAAUCCGAAGCCACUGGAGUCCGUCUCCCAGGGGAACCCAAAUUGCAAGGUUGAUUUGUCCUUCUUGAUGGAUGGGAGCUGGAGCAUUGGUAAACGCCGCUUUCAGCUCCAGAAGCAGUUCCUCGGUAACGUGGCUCAAGCUCUCGGCAUCGGCAGCACUGGUCCUCUGAUGGGCAUCGUUCAGUACGGUGAUGACCCUUCCACAGAAUUUAACUUAAAAACUUAUGCCAACUCCAAGGACCUAAGAAACGCCAUUGAGAAAAUCCCACAGAAAGGUGGACUUUCCAAUGUUGGAAAGGCACUUUCGUUCGUUAACAAAAACUUCUUUUUGGACGCUAAUGGAAACCGAGGUGGAGCGCCCAACGUGGUGGUAGUGAUGGUGGAUGGGUGGCCGACCGAUCGAGUAGAAGAGGCCUCCAGGCUGGCCAGAGAGUCAGGGAUCAACAUUUUCUUUGUCACUAUUGAAGCAGCUGCUGAAAGUGAGAAGCAGAAUGUUAUCGAACCAAACUUUGUGGACAAGGCAGUGUGCAGGACAAAUGGCUUCUACUCCAUCAACGUGCCCAGCUGGUUCAGCCUGCACAAGGUGGUCCAGCCCUUGGUGAAGCGGGUCUGCGACACCGACCGGCUUGUCUGCAGCAAGACGUGCCUCAAUUCAGCUGACAUCGGCUUCGUGAUCGACGGCUCCAGCAGCGUCGGCACCAGCAACUUCCGCACAGUCCUCCAGUUUGUGGCCAACAUCAGCAAAGAGUUCGAGAUUUCGGACACCGACACCCGCAUCGGAGCUGUUCAGUACACCUACGAGCAAAGGCUCGAGUUCAGCUUCGACAAGUACAGCACAAAGCAGGACGUGCUGAGUGCUAUUAAAAGGAUCAGUUACUGGAGCGGUGGGACCAGCACGGGAGCAGCCAUCAGCUACGCCUCAGAGCAGCUGUUCAGCAGAUCCAAGCCCAACAAGAGAAAGAUCAUGAUUCUCAUUACAGACGGCAGGUCUUACGACGAUGUCAGAGUGCCGGCCAUGGCAGCUCACCAAAACGGAAUUAUAUCUUACUCCAUCGGAGUUGCUUGGGCAGCCCAAGAUGAACUGGAAGCCAUCGCAACAAACCCUGAUAAGGAGCAUUCCUUCUUCGUGGAUGAAUUUGACAACCUCUACCGCUAUGUUAAUCAGCUCAUCCAAAACAUUUGCACAGAAUUUAAUUCCCAGCCACGGAAUUGA
Messenger RNA from Opisthocomus hoazin, 2253 nucleotides. The record is from RefSeq and is a predicted model, not a curated record. NCBI's taxonomy places the organism in Eukaryota, Metazoa, Chordata, Aves, Opisthocomiformes, Opisthocomidae.